AUGAGUGGGUCGGGUCGCUCUAGUUAUUAUACUGCCAACCCAAAGGCAGAAGAAGAGCUGGCUGUAGCUAUUAAAAAGGCUCUUUCUAUUGAUGAGUCUGCUCCCAAGCAAAAACAUGUCCGUGCUUGCAUCCUCUACACUUGGGAUGUCAAAGGUUCGGGUAGUUUCUGGACUGCUGUCAAGACAUAUCCUCUGAUGGCUGAUGAGAUAGUUAUUUUCAAGUGUCUUAUUACUAUACACAAGGUUAUUCGUCAGGGUCAUCCAAUGGCAUUGAAAGAUGGCAUCAACGAAAAUCGUUGGCUAGACCAAAUUGCUCGCAUGUCUGCUGGCAACAGUAGAGGUUAUGGCACAUUGAUUUCUGGAUAUGUAUCAUAUCUACAGAAUAAGCUGCAGUUUCACUCAAUUCAUCCCGAAUUCAGUGGUAAUUUUGACUACGAAGAGUAUGUCACUCUCCGAGGAAUCGACGAUCCCAAUGAAGGAUUCGAGACCAUUAGUGAGCUACUCGGACUUCUUGAUCAGAUUGACAUGUUUCAAAAACAAAUAUUUGUAAACUUGCGUUCCAUGGGUCAAAAUGAAGCCCGUAUUGCUGCCUUGGUUCCGCUUGUUGAAGAGAGUUUUGGCAUUUAUCAAUUUAUUUUAAGCAUGAUGACUGCAAUGCACCAAAUUAUUGGAUCUGUCGAAGUUCUUGGUCCUUUGAGGGAUAAAUUCAAACGUAGUCAUUACGGUUUGCUUCAAUUCUACGACGACUGCUCUGGUUUAAAGUAUCUCACAUCUUUAAUCUCUGUGCCCAAGCUAUCCCACGAACCACACGAUUUUCUUGCAAGUGGUAAACCUACUCAACAGCCUCGAAAAACAAACUCCAAUGAUGAUGCCGCUAAACGCGAGCGCGAGGCUGCUGAAGCCCGUCUUCGUCAGCAACAAGAAGAUGAACUUCGUCGUAAAAUGAUGGAGGAAGAGCAAGAUGCAUUGGAUCUUCAACAUCGUCAACAGAAUGAGCUUCAGCAGCAGCAAGAGCUUUUACGCCAGCAAGAGAUGCUUCGUUUGCAGCAACAACAACAGGAACAAGAACGUUUACGUGUUCAAAUGAUGCAAGCACAAGAGCAGCAGAUGCAACAGUCCAGACUGCUGGAUGCUCAUUCCCAACUCGAGUACUUUAAAAAUCAACAUAUACAAGAUCGUCAGAUGGCUGAUCAGUACAGUCAGCGUGUUGCCAUGCUCGAGCAACAAAUUGCUCAGUUGAAUCUAACAAACACUGCCGGAUCUGGAAAAGAUUCUACCAUUCAAAGACUAAACGAAGAAAAUGCCCAGUGGAAGCAAAAGUACGAGGCUUUGGCAAAGCUAUAUGCUCAGUUGAGAAAAGAGCAUCUAGAUUUGCUUCAGAGAUUUAAAACUUUUAAAGAUGCAGGUGGAAAAAUCACUGAUGAGGCUCGUCGUGAAAGCGAAAAGGUCAAGGCUGAACUAAAGGCAAAAUCGAAUGAACUUACCGAGGUGGUAAUUGAGCGCAACCGACUCAAGGGCGAUACAGAUCGUAUUCGUGUCCAGUACGAAGAGGAAAUUUCUCGUCUUCGCCGCGAAAUCCAAGAAAAUAAAGCUGCUCUUACUGACAUAUCCUUAUCCAAAGGAGCUGAAGUGCAGUCCCUUGUUGCCCGGUUUACUGCAGAACAAACUCAAUUGGAAAACAUUAUUCGUGCUAAACAGCUUGAAGCAGAAGAGAUGCGCCAGAGGCUUGAUGAUCUUCUUGUCACGGUUGAACGUAACAAGAUGGCCAAUGAAGAAGAGGUAUCGGUGUUACAGGCUGGGUUGGAUCAAGCCUUGUUGGUUCUUUCUCAACACCAGCAGCAAAGUCAACAAGGGCUUCUUACACGAGACGAUGAGAUUGGAAAAUUGCGCAAUGAGCACCGAAUGUUACUGUAUCAAAUGAUGGACAAUGUACUGCAAACAUGCAGUACCACUGUCAUGGAGUCUGUGUAUGAGCUUGAAAGUGCAGCGCAUGAAGGAAACCAGUCUGCUACUGCAGAAUAUGUGUUGACAUUGAUAGAAAAAGCUCAGCAAAAUUGUGGCGAGUUUUGUGUGAGUUUUGUUCGAUUGGUCAACGGUGGUGAUCCAAAAGAUGCUAUCAGUACAUCGAGUAUGCUGGCUCAGUCUGUGUCGCAGCUGUUGUAUAACGGAAAAGGAGUUGCGCGUCAUUCUCCCGAAGACCAAGAAGCCGAUGAAGUGAUCGAGAUGCUACGGAUGGGUGCAAAUGCCACGAUUGACUUUUUUAACCAAGUCAAGUCUACAGCAAUGGGAGCAAUUUCACCUCAACAUCAACCAGAGCGAAUUGUUGAGUUGUCGCGAUCUACCCAAGCACAAGUUGGACGUGUAGGACCAUCCAUGGAAAAACGUGUUGGGUCCAAACUGGACGGGAAGCUGGGUGAUGGCGAUCUUGGUGAUGCAGUUGAGAGAGAAAUGGGACAAGCAGCACAAGCGAUUGAGGCUGCUGCUCGCCGUCUUCAAGAGCUUCUUGCAUUACAAUCUGGACCUGAUCUUCAAGUUCAUUCGGCAAUUCUUCAAUCAGCCAUGGCCAUCACUACAGCAAUUGCCAAUCUUAUCCGAUGUGCAACAGCCAGCCAACAAGAGAUUGUGGCACAAGGAAAGGGCACAUCGUCGCUAGUAGCAUUUUACAAAAAGAACAACAAAUGGACAGAGGGACUCAUUUCAGCAGCACAAGCUGUAGCACAGGCAACAACGUAUUUGGUGGAAAUGGCAGAUGGGUUAGUUCAAGGCACAAAAUCGUGGGAACAACUUGUUGUAGCAGCGCAAGAAGUUGGUGUUGCGACAACACAACUUGUGGCAGCAGCACGAGUCAAAGCCAUUGCGUAUAGUAAAACGCAAGACCGACUAGAAGCAGCAGCUCAAGCAGUACGCGAAGCAACAAAGUUGCUGGUCAGAGCAGCCAAAGAGGCGGCUAAAUUGUCAGCAGAAUCCAAGGCUCAAAUGGAUGUAAAGACGAUAGGAAAGCAUGAAGCCAAAGUGCGAGAGAUGGAGCAGCAGGUAAAAAUUCUGGAAUUGGAAAAGGAUCUGCAAACAGCUCGUUACCAGUUGGGCGAGAUGCGUAAGCGAGGAUAUCAUGAGGAUGAAUGAAAUGAGUUUUGUUUAUUG
Batrachochytrium dendrobatidis JAM81 is the source of this 3141-nucleotide messenger RNA. RefSeq lists its product as uncharacterized. Gene Ontology annotation, cellular component: actin cortical patch; clathrin-coated vesicle. Lineage: Eukaryota; Fungi; Chytridiomycota; Chytridiomycetes; Rhizophydiales. The transcript is spliced from 6 exons. The record is from RefSeq and is a predicted model, not a curated record. Gene Ontology annotation, molecular function: phosphatidylinositol-3,4-bisphosphate binding; phosphatidylinositol-3,5-bisphosphate binding; clathrin-cargo adaptor activity. The coding region runs from base 1 to 3123 and encodes 1040 amino acids. Gene Ontology annotation, biological process: actin filament organization; endocytosis; clathrin coat assembly.